AUGUUCAGUAGAUCGCUCAUUCUGCUAUGGUUGACCAUAUUGGUCAUACCUUCCUCAGCGGACCAAUUGAAGAUCUCACUUAAACAACCAUCCCAUCAAUGUGUCGAAGGAUGUUACGAUGCGUUAUCUCUACUCACUUUUGGGGAUAUCAAAGCGAAGAAACCAGCGAUGAAAGAUCAAUGCAACUCAGCUUCCUUCGUCAACUCUAUGGCUCUUUGUUCGAGCAAUUACUGUACAGAGAAGCAGCAGGUGGCAGGGUGGGAAUAUAUCAGGGCGGAAUGCGAAGAUUUCAAGAUCCAUCUGGAAGCUCAAGAUGUCCUGCUGGCGAAUGUCGAUAAGUCAGACGUACAGUCCGCAGAUGUAUUCGGAAAGAGCAAGAAGUAUAAUGGGACUGUGUUACUCGACCAACGUUCGUUCAACGCCGGGUACAGGACGAUCGUCUCGGAAUGGAAGAAACAGGCCUAUAGCCAUGCUUUCGGUUUCACGAUUUACCUCUUCCUGAUCCUAGCAGUGUUUAUCGGUCUUUUCAACAGGCUAUUGAGCUUUUCCGUCCACAGACAUAUCGCCACCUCUCCAGAAGAAGCCAACAUUCCCACGAAGACUGGUAGCAGCUCCAGAUUUGCAAGAGGAUACACCUGGUGGCGGAAGACUGUCACCACACCAGCAUUGUUCGGAUACAAGCAUUCCCAGCCUUGGGGUUGGGUUACGAUACCAACUAGAUUGCAGAGUAUCCUGAUAUUCUUGUUCCUCGCUAUCAACGUGAUAUUCACAUGUGUGGGGUAUGAUCUAUUUGAUGAUGAUACAGAAGAUACCAACGAUAAACAAUCACAACUUUUGGUACAGCUGCAGUACCGAACCGGUGUGAUGUGCGUAUACAACUUGCCUCUGUUGUGGAUGUUGGCCGGAAGGAAUGAUGUGGUGCUGUGGCUUACCGGAUGGUCGUAUUCCUCUGUCAACCUGUGGCAUCGAUACAUCGCUCGAUUGGCUGUGAUUCAAGCUUUCAUCCACGGAAUAUGCUAUACCAUCGAUAAAAGGAAUGAUCUCACUGAUCGAUUCUUGCAUCGAAUGUACUGGACCACGGGUAUCUUCGCUUUGAUCUGCUUCAUACUCCUUGCGACGCUGUCGAUCAAACCAAUUCGAACAAGAUGGUACGAAAUCUUCCUUAUUACGCACAUCGCCUUGGCUCUGUGCAGUCUGGUAUUACUCUACUUCCACUUGACUCACAUGAAAGGGAAGUACAAUCCCUAUGUCUGGGCUUGUGUCGGUGUAUGGUGCCUCGACCGGGUGAUACGUCUCUUACGAAUAGUAGUCUUAACGUAUAAAGCUUUAUCUGAAAAAGGUAAAAACACCAUCGCUGUCAUGUCGAAUAAUGAUUCCGGGUUGAUUCGACUAUCGAUAACGACGUCAAUCAGGAUAAUCCCAAAGCCAGGCCACUAUUACUUCCUUUAUCAUCCAUUCUCGAUAAAACCAUGGGAAAAUCACCCUUUCACAGUGGCUUCAUGGGAGAUCAACGAUAGUUCCACUACUUUGCAUUUUCUGGUCGCGCCUCAAAAGGGAGCAACGAAGAACUGGAGGAAGAGGGUGUCAAAGACUCCUAAUAGGACCGAUAACAUCAGAUUGCUGUUGGAAGGUCCAUAUGGUCACACCAACCCGGUCGAGAGGUAUGAGGGCUUGUUAUUAGUUGCUGGAGGAAGUGGGAUCACCUCGAUGCUGGCUUACAUCCAUACUCUUAAACAUCAUCGAGACAACUUGAAAGAUGUUAGGACGAAGAGCGUUACAUUGGUGUGGGUGGUGAAGAGCUUGCACUAUGCGAUGGACGUUUUGCAAAACGAGCUAAAGGAGUUUAUGGACAACUCAAAGGGUAUUGAAGGUAUAUCAGUCAAGAUACAACUUCAUCUCACCAAAGAUAUCGAUUCGACAACUUCGACUUUGGUUGGAUCACCUACAAUGUCAAGAGACAAUUCGAAAUCCACCGCUGGGUCUUGUCCGAACACGUCUGAAGAGAAAAUCGACAAGCAAGAUGGAUCGAAAGAGGCAGAGGGAGGAUCAAACACCGGAUUGAAGAUCUACCACGGUAGACCGGAAAUGCAGUAUCUCGUGGAUACCGCUUUGAGUAGAUUAGUAGGUGGUGAAAGACUGGCGGUCUCGGCAUGUGGACCGGCAGUGAUGAUUGAUGAUAUGCGUAAAGCUGUUUGCGAGUUGUAUGGAUCAGAGGAAGGUAAAGUGGAUGGAAGGACAUUGGAAUAUUUCGAAGAGCUGUUCUCGUGGUAG
Messenger RNA from Kwoniella botswanensis, 2271 nucleotides. RefSeq lists its product as uncharacterized. Gene Ontology annotation, molecular function: ferric-chelate reductase activity. Gene Ontology annotation, cellular component: plasma membrane. Bases 1 to 2271 code for a protein of 756 amino acids. NCBI's taxonomy places the organism in Eukaryota, Fungi, Basidiomycota, Tremellomycetes, Tremellales, Cryptococcaceae. The transcript has 9 exons. The record is from RefSeq and is a predicted model, not a curated record. Gene Ontology annotation, biological process: iron ion transport; copper ion import; intracellular iron ion homeostasis.